AUGCAACAGACUAUUUUAGGUCAAAGUUCAUGAUAAACCCUGAACACAUGAAUGUAAACCCCAAUGAGGUCACAAGCCUGUUACAUGACGGUAAUGCCAGUCAAAGAAAAUGUAAAUGAAGCAUCCUUGUCAGCAUUGGAUUUUCAUGAAGAGACUGGCCAUAAUUUGGCAGCAGUAAUGAUUUCUAAAGGGUAAUAAAGAAAUGGACAAUGGAGAACCAUUCUUUGACAUAAGUGAAGGAUUUUUUGGAAAUGACAAUGAUGCAGGGAAUUCGGACUUCAGUUGGGCUGAUGAGUUCAUUUCCUCUUCCGAGAACCAAGAAGCGAAUCAAGCAGCCACCUCUGUCCUCCAGCAGGGGAUAGAUGAAGCCAUCACCACCUCAUCCUCACUUCCUGUCAUCGCUUCACAAAACAAUGUCAUUACAGCAUCACAGCCUAGCUUCAUCCUUACCAACACUGCCAGUCCCAUGCCCAUAGCCAAUCAGAAUGCUGGAAUUCAGUUUGUACAACAGCAGCAGCAGCAGCCUAGCCAAUCACAACAAAUCAUUACAUCACUUCCAAAUUUGAUUGGGUCCACAGCUCAAUUAGUAAGAGGUCCAAAUGGUCAGUUGAUAUUGACCAGUGGACCAAUACAGGUCCAACAAUCUCAACAGACACUUCAGCCUUCAUCAGUUCAGUUUCCUUCCCAGCAGUUUCAAGGACCCAGCCAGAGUCCAAUUUCUGCCAGUUCACCUGCUGUCAAUCGCUCUAUCACACCUGCCACCUCUCCUUUAGUAAGCAAACCAGUCGGAUCCAUUCAGUAUUCCACCUCCUCAUCGGAUUCAACAUCUAUCACAUCAUCUAAAGUCCCAAAUCAGCCAAUAGUCGCUAAUGUGGGAAAUGCCAAUGUGAACCUUUUACAACUUCAAGGAAAUGUGCAGCAACAGUUACUUGCCAGGAAUAUUCAGGUUCAAGGACAGACCAACACUGGGAGUAUAAAUGUUCAAGGAUUGCAGAAUUCAGGUGUUGUGCAAGGUCAAGGACAUAUGACUUACCUGCCGGGGCAUGGACAAACUGCUAUGUUACAAGGGCAGCAGGGAGCAACUGCUGUUCUCCAGGGUCAAACUGCUGUACUGCAAGGACACACUGGUCAGGCUGCUUUGUUGCAAGGCCAACAAGGUCACACUGCCAUGCUACAUGGUCAAGGACAAAAUAUAGUCAAUACACAAAACACUGUUAUUCAGAAUCCUAAUGUGGUGAAUUUGAAUGUGGCACAUGUGUUGUGCAACAACCCAGCUCUUCAAAACCAACAAGGUGGAACAGUGCAACAAGGACAAAAUAUACAAGGGACUCUUAUACAAACUGCUGAUGGUAAAAGUAUCAUAAUUCCUAGUCAGUUAUUACAGUCAGGUCAAGGUCAGCCAUUAAACCUCCAAAACAUUCAGCAGGUGUUUCAACCUCCGCUGAAUACUAGUGGUGCCAAUGUUAUUCAAGGGUCUUCAUCAAGUGGAACAGGGGUUCUUCAAGGAGCCACCAUGUUGGGGAACAAUGUAACUCUUGGUGGUUUAGGAAACGUCAUCCGCAUGGCAAACAAUACCUCAGUGGCAGGACAGGACAAAAACAUAGGUGCAACCCAUAUCAUUGGUGUGAACAGUCAAGGGCAGCAGGUGCUUAUACAGAGGGCUCAAGCUCAGCAACAAAACAUCAUGGUAAGGACACUGACACCACAGAAUCUACAGCUUCAGCAGCCCACAACCAACACGACCAGCACAUCACAUUUCCAGGUAUCUCAAGCUUCUCAAGUGGUGCAGCAACCCUUACUUGUCUCAUCACAGCAACCAGGGAUACAGCUGCAGAGGAUCAUCACCCCCACUGGUCAGCCCGUCAUAUCUGGUCAACAAAAUCAGACCGUAAAGGUCAUAGGUCAAAAUGCCCCAGGUGUAUUGUCAAUAAAUCUUCCCCAGAAUAUCAGUUUUCAAAACCUGCAGAAUCCACAAAUGCAGACUGUACAGUUAGUGCAACAGCAAGUUCAGAGGACUGCUGUUGGUGCGAAAAGUGAAGAGCACACUGGAACACGGGCACAGCAGGUGAUACAAGGUUCUACAUCAGACUCCAGUCUUAAAACACUGUCAUUUGUCACUAAAACAGUCUCACAGCAAGGUAAUCUCAUUCACACAUCUACAGGACUUCAACAAAUUGAUCAAGCUAGCACACAGUCUCUGGCUAGUGUUCAGAAUGUGUUCAAUCAGGCAUCACAUGUGUCUCUCAUGCCACAAAGCAGUGUUGUGAACUCCAUUACACCAGCCACCACUUCCCAGUCCCAGACUGCUCUGUCUCAGCCCAUAUUUAGUACCACUACACAAAUACCACAUGUGGUUCCCUCUGUGGUAACACCACAGCCAACUAGCGAUACCAAACCUCCUACUUUCUUACAGCAGACCACACUACAAGCCAGAAGUAAUGCACCAAAGCUUCAAACAAUUCAGUUGACACCAGAAACACAACAGAAACUGAAAUUGAUUCAGACAGAAUUAAACACUCUUCAGAGUCUGAAACAACUAACAGCUGAACAAAAGCAAAGACACACGGCAUUAAUCGAGCAUCAAAAAACAAUUAUCCAGAAGUGUGCACAGAAGGCAAAACUCCAAGUGGCCCAGCCAAUGAUAGGUCAGCCACAGGCCAGCUUUCCUACACAGAGUCAAGUAGUCAUAAAAAAGGAAGAACCACAGGUGGUUCUCCAACCAAUGAUAGGGGAACCACCUACAGGAACAGUACCACAGCAAGUCGGUUCAUUGACCCAAGGAGUGGUACAAGCAUCUGCUACAAUCCCGAGUGCAUCACCACUGCUAAAAGCACUGUCAUCAACCACCACAAGCAUCCACACAGCUGUUUCCACCACUCCUAAUCAAGUCCUAAACAAGGUGACAUCAACGACUCAGGCCACAGUGCAAAUAGGUCAAACGGUGACAACACCUGCUGGUGUGCCAAAACCUCUGGGGACAAACUUGCCAGCAGGAGCUACAUCUUUAAAACUUGGUACUCAGCAAACAGCUGUACCAACUCAAAUCAAAAUUGCAAACCAUGUCCUCCAGUUGAUCUUGACCCCAGAGCAAAAGAACAAGGUUGAAGGUUAUUUAGCACGGAUGACCCCUGAGCAACAGCAGCAGCAGAUCACCAUGUUUCUUAAACUACAGCAACAGCAGCAACUUCAGGCCCAGGUGCAGGCCCAGAAAGCCCAUCAAGCCAAGCUGCAAAUGCAGGGCAAAAUUCCCACACCUGUACAGACAAUGACAAGUGGCACUUCUAGUGCUGCCUCUGGUGCCAGUGUUUCGACUGGUCAUGUGAUCAUACAACCUGGAACCUCAGAACCUAAGCUGGUGGCUGUGGCCUCCAUUCCAAAAGAUAGACUGAUUCAUCAACAACUGAGUAAGGACCAGGAGAACGGCUUGAGGUCAGACACACAUGCUUCUUUCCGAGAUCAGCGGGACACGACGCGGAGACUGCUGAGGUAUCAUGUCUUCCAGUGGACAGAGCCACCCAAGAAACUGAUCAAAAAGGAUAAGGAAAUGUUUGAAAACUGUGCUGAAGGAUUGGUGAGAAAAAGCAGUGCAAUGUUUGAAAAGUUUCGUCUCUUGCUGAUGAAAGAAAGUAUGAGGGAGAACAGCACAGCAGAGACUGUUAUGAUCCAGAGACUGCUGAAUGAUGAUCUCAAAGAAACUGUAGCAAAAGAGAAGAAGCAGCUGGACGAGGAUCCAGCAUCUUUCAAGCCUAUGCCAAUACACAUGUUACAAAAGACAGAGAAGGCAACGGUGAAGGAAGAAAUGAAGGAACAGAAACCUAUUUCUAUCAAGCAAGAGCCCCUUCCAGACCAGAUGCCCCCUGAAAAUACAUCUUCUAGUCCCUUCACCUCCAUAAAGGAGGAAGAAAGCAAUUCGCGUCCAACUACGCCAAAAUUCAAACUCAUUAUUCGUAAUGAUGGACAGAAGUUGACGAGUUCUACCUGUAUUACUGAGGAUGGUGACAGUGACACCAAUACCUAUAUUGCUGAGCAGAGCAGCACAGAUAGUUACUGUGAUAAUAAUUCUGACAAAGGAUCAUUGGGGUCAAGGUCACCAUUACUGGAUAAUAUAGUGAACAAAACUGGUGAUGAUACCAUGGUGGAGGACAACACUGUCACAAGGUGGAGUGAUAUCAGUAAUGACGAGAAACCAUUUGCUUCAUACAUGGAGACAGACAGUGGUGAUGUGUCAGAGAUGAAUUAUUUGAAUUUUCCUGGCAGUAAAGUAGAGGUGGAAGGUGCAGACCGCAAUAUGUAUUCAGACCAAACAGAGGCUGUUCAUAAUCUGAUCUCAUCCGAGGACACUGUCAAUUACAGUAGUCAAAAUUCAUUUUGUCCUAGUCCUCCAUCUAGUAGUCAAUCCAUGUCAGUUACAUCUAGUAAUGCUUUGUAUUAUCAUGACAAUUCUAAAAACUCACACUUCAGUGGUUCCUUUCCUGGUUUAGAUGAUAGCCAAAAGUCUGCAGAGUUGAGUAUUCAUUCUUUCGCCGGAUCUGCUUGUGCUCAAUAUGAGCCAAUUUCCUCAGAUGAAGGGGACGACGAAGAGAUUGUCUCACAUUAUGUGCCUGGUAAAAGUGAACCUUAUUCUAUUAGUAUUGGAAAACACACUAUGAAGUAUUCCAGUGAUUCUCAGUCAUAUCUGCAAAGUGAAAACUUCGACAGGUCAAAUCAGACUUCAGGUGCAGAUGUGAUUGAAAUUACCGAGAACGAUAGCAACUUGAAAAUUGAGAGCAGUAGUAAUGAUAGUGAUUCAGAUUCUGAGGCAAGUUCCAUGAAGGAGGAAGACAGUGCACCAAAUUACCAGAUGCAAAGUGCAAUAGAUUCUAUACUGCAGUUCAAUGAUAAUACGUCAUCGUCAUCUACAUAUCACCAUAUGGACCAGUCAGAUUUCUUUAAUCAUGACUAUGAUGCCAGCCAAUCAGAAGAGAGUCCUAUAAAUAGUCCCCAGUCAUAUGAUAGACAGGAAAAUGGGGACCAUACGGACACCACUUCAAUGGAGGAUGAUUUAGAUGCUGCCGUUAAAAGUAUUUUAAUGUAGAGAUAGCCAUAUCUAGCUUUGUUGUUCACAAUGUGUACCUCAUACAUGAAGAUUUUUUCAUUGCCUUUUAUGUAUGUGAAUUUUGUAUUGUAAAUUAUUUUCAUUGAGAGAACAUGCAAGGGAAUCUCAAGUGUCUUUAAUUUUUCUUUUAAGGUUGAAUCUACCAUGUAAAUUCAAUUUUCACUGGAGGUAGAAUUCCUCUUGCAUCUGAGAUGCUGAUUGAUUUUAAUAGUGCUACACAUGUUAGCCUUGACAAUAAAUACAAAUGCAACCGAAAUAAAUUUCAAUUUUUACAUCAACCAUUUCCAUAAAGGUAGGUUCAUUUAACAAAUGAAUACUGUAGUUAAUUUUGUAGGCAAAAUAAGAUUUCGUCGUUUUUGAAAUUGAAAAUUUAAAGUUGAUAUAUGUGCCUUAGAGGUAUGUACAGAGAUUAUAGGUUUAAAUAUUUGAUGAAUCUGCCCUUUGGGAGUUGCAAUAAAUGUAUAUUUUACCAAAAUGUUUGGAAAUUUUUAUUAUUUCACUUCCUUUUGCAUAGCUUUAAAACUUUUAUCUGAACUCAAAUGUAGAAAUAGAGAAUUUAUUUUGGUCUGCCCUACAAUGGUUCUAGAGACAUGGAUAGUAUGGGCCCAUUACUUUGACAGUCUUAUACCAUGACAUGAUUUGUUAUAAAUGCAUGCAAUUUGUAAUGUAGGCUUGCAUAGAACAUAUUGUGGUAGGGUUUUCCCCACAUUUUAAAGAAUGCCCAUGUUUCUGACAACUUUGUAGAGCUUUGUAGUUUAUUUUGUAUAUGAGAUAAACAUCUACCAUGCAUCUUUUGUGAUAUUUUUCACAUAUUUUGUUAUUUUCUACUUUUGUAAAUUUUUACCUUUGAGUAAGAGUCCGCUUUGGUAUCAGUAUUGUCUUAGAUGAAUUUAGAUGUUUUUGUCCAUAGUGCAUGUAUUGUAUGUGGAUGUUGUAAAAAACAAAAUCAGUUUCAUAGUAUAGAUAAAUAGAUCAUAUGUACUGUAUACAAGAAAUUUUCACCGAUUUUUUGUUUGGGUUUUUUUUUUUUUUUUUUUUUUUUUUUAUUAUUAUUAUUAUUUCUCCCUUGCAUAGACACAUUGAGAGUUAUGUCUGAUUUUAAAUUUGCCCAAAGCCAUAUUUUACUGCGUAAGACACAUUGAGAAUCAAUUUUGUCUGAUUUAAAAUUUGCCCAAGGCCAUGUUUUACUACUUCAGAACGUGAAUAAAUUCAAAUUCAUGUAGAAUUCAAUUCAUCCAUUUAAGAUGGGGAAAUCGGGGGAAAUUUUUUCUGUAAACAGUAUAUAUAUAUUUCAAUUGCAAAAAGAUAGCUGCCAUAAUGAGCUAGUCCAGACAAAUUACCUUGUUUCUGCAUUAUAAAUCAUUCCAUGCCAUGUCAAAUAUUUUGUUUUGUGAAAGGAUUUUUCAUGGAGAAGUACCCUUUCCAGCUGCAAUAAAAAUGUUAAUGAACUUUACAUAUUCCAAUUUUACAGUCCAGAAUUAUCCACCCAAAGGCAUAGGAUGUUUAUAUCUUUCUCAUUUAUGCACUUAAGAAAAAAGCACCCAAUCAAAAUGAAUUAGUUACCCAUCUGAAUGAAUUUAUACUGAUUUUCUCUUUGUAAUAUAGAGCGUUGAUGCUAUUUGUAUAUUUUUACAGUGGAAGUGAUACAAUCUUUAAAUUUAACACAUGUACUAUACAGUCAUUCCUUUCAUGUGUUCAAGCCAUUUUCAUCUUGUUGCACAUGAGUUUGAAACUUUCAUAUGCUUUGGUGAAAUAUUUUCGAACUAUCAUGGACUUUUCAUAAGAUUAUAUGUUAUUGAUGAACGAGUUGUCAUUAUUUAUUGAAAUGUCAUAUCAGAAGAGUCCACCCUAUUUUGGGUUUUAAAAAAUACAAAACAAAACAAAAAACAACAAUAAAACAAUAAAACAUUA
Messenger RNA from Ostrea edulis (European flat oyster), 7006 nucleotides. RefSeq names its product histone-lysine N-methyltransferase trr-like. The transcript has 13 exons. Lineage: Eukaryota; Metazoa; Mollusca; Bivalvia; Ostreida; Ostreidae. The record is from RefSeq and is a predicted model, not a curated record. Gene Ontology annotation, biological process: positive regulation of DNA-templated transcription. Bases 203 to 5074 code for a protein of 1623 amino acids. Gene Ontology annotation, cellular component: SWI/SNF complex.